AUGGAAGGCGUGGACGCGUCUUCGUCCACAGACGGCGCAACCGUCGCCGUGACGGCGGAGGCGUCCUCAACAGAUGGUAAUCCGGGCAGGAGGUGCAUAGGGGAACGUGACAAGAACACCAGCAGUGGCGUUCUCGUUACCCCCGCGUGUGGCCGCACCUCCAAGCCUGUAACACUACACACAGUAUGGCCCAACAGUAGGGCGGCGCAAGUAGCGCGUGGCGACACGCCNAAGCCUGUAACACUACACACAGUAUGGCCCAACAGUAGGGCGGCGCAAGUAGCGCGUGGCGACACGCAGCAACAGCAGCGCGUCACAUCACUUGGGAAUCGGUACCACAACCGUGUCACCGAGCUGCCGCUUGCAUCUCUUGACCUUGUUUUCACGUUCCUUCCAGUAGGUGACCUGUGCACUGUGCUUGGUGUGUGCCGAAUUUUUUAUCGCGCCGCUGUGGAGUCUGACCGCACCGCGUGGAAGGCCCGCUGUCUUUCGAUGUGGCGCUGCAAGCAGGGCUUCGCGCGUAUUGCAAAAACGUGGGACGACACGGAAGAAGCGUGUCGAUUGGAAGAACUGGAGGUUAUUUCCCUGCAACAGCGCAUGUUGAGGGAGAUGCACCUUGGCGAUGCGGCCGUUACCGCCGUUUCCGAAGUAAGCGACUGGCUCUUCCGUGGCACUGUGGCAGGGACCGACUCACUUGCCUCAGAGCUGGCCGCAGAGAACGAUUGCCCCGUCAUUGGCACACCUGUGGGAAUGCACUCGCGUGAAGCACAUCAGCAGCUGCAGCUGCAGUUGCUGCCGACAGUGCAGCGGGGAGGGNCCUGUGGGAAUGCACUCGCGUGA
Molecule: messenger RNA, 840 nt
Organism: Trypanosoma grayi
Lineage: Eukaryota; Euglenozoa; Kinetoplastea; Trypanosomatida; Trypanosomatidae
Exons: 1
Coding region: 1-840 (279 amino acids)
Molecular function (GO): protein binding
Source: RefSeq, a predicted model, not a curated record